This is a messenger RNA of Apis mellifera (honey bee), 1176 nucleotides long. RefSeq names its product tryptophan--tRNA ligase, mitochondrial (gene TrpRS-m). The transcript is spliced from 6 exons. The coding region runs from base 16 to 1149 and encodes 377 amino acids. Gene Ontology annotation, cellular component: mitochondrial matrix; mitochondrion. The record is from RefSeq and is a predicted model, not a curated record. Gene Ontology annotation, biological process: mitochondrial tryptophanyl-tRNA aminoacylation. Gene Ontology annotation, molecular function: tryptophan-tRNA ligase activity; ATP binding. NCBI's taxonomy places the organism in Eukaryota, Metazoa, Arthropoda, Insecta, Hymenoptera, Apidae.
AUUAAUUUAUUGAAAAUGUUUAAAAGAAUAAAAAAUAUUCAUAGUUUUCAAAGAAUUAAUUCCAAAUAUAUAUUCAUAAAAAAAUAUAGUCAAAAGGUUUCCAAAUGUUAUCCAAAAAGAAUAUUUUCGGGAAUUCAACCAACUGGAAAUUUACAUUUGGGAAAUUAUCUUGGUGCCAUACAAAAAUGGAUACAAUUCCAGGAUAAUGGAGAAAAUGUUAUUUGGAGCAUUGUGGAUAUGCAUGCUAUUACUUUAUCACAUGAUCCAAAAGAGUUAAAUGAUAAUAUAUUUAAAAUGACAGCAACAUUAUUAGCAUGUGGUAUUGAUCCAAAGAAGAGUAUAUUAUUCCAACAAUCUACUGUACCCAUGCAUACACAAUUGAGUUGGAUUUUGGGAUGUCUUUCAACUCAAGCACGAUUAUCUCGCUUACCUCAAUAUAGAGAAAAAAGUCAGACAUUAAAAGUCAUUCCUUUGAGCUUAUAUAUUUAUCCUGUUUUACAAGCUGCUGAUAUAUUAUUAUAUAAAGCAACACAUGUUCCAGUUGGACAAGAUCAAGUUCAACAUAUUCAAUUAGCACAAGAAUUAGCUAUUAAAUUUAACAAAAAAUUUGGAGAUACUUUUCCUGUACCUCAUUCUUUAGUUAAUGAAAAUGCAAGUCAACGUAUAAAAUCUCUUCGCGAUCCUUUAAAGAAAAUGUCAAAGUCUGAGAAAGAUUCAAGAAGUAGAUUAGAUUUAUUAGAUGAACCUGAUGUAUUAUUGGAGAAGAUAAAAAAAGCUGUUACCGAUUGUACCUCAAAAGUAACUUAUGAACCAGAAACAAGACCUGGUGUUUCAAAUUUAGUUAUUAUUCAUUCAAUGCUUAGUGGAAAGUCUGAGGAUCAAAUAUGUUCUGAAGUAGAAGAAUUAGAUACUGGAAAAUAUAAAUUGAUGCUGGCAGAUUAUAUUAUAGAAAAAUUAAGUCCAAUUCGUAAAGAAUAUUCAAAAUUAAUUAAAGAUCCAAUGUAUUUAGAAGAAAUUUUGAAGAAUGGCACGGAAAAAGCGAUCGAAAUAGCUAAUGAUUGUUGGUAUGAUGUUCGAAAUAAAAUUGGUUUUGAAAAUGAUAUUCUCUGUAUUAAUGAAUCAGUACAAAAUAUAGUAAACAAAAUAUAAUAUAAAAUGCAUAUUUAUUGUACGAAA